ACAUUGCACAACAGUUGGCUACCUUUUCACCUGUGAAUGCAGGAGACAGGUGGUAUGUGUGAAGGUAGCGGUCGGUGCAGGUAGAGGAGUUAGUUUCUUUGUGGGUUCACACAGGCUGGACUCUGAUAAUUGAAUCAUACCCGAGAGGAUGUUUGAUUUAAAGAAAGAGUGGAGCAUCUCUUUUGCAGGUUGCGGUUUUAUGGGGAUUUAUUAUGUCGGUGCCACCAGUUGUAUACUUGAACAGUUCCCUCGCUUCAUUCAAGACGCCUCCAAAAUCUAUGGAGCCUCAGCAGGUGCUCUGAUGGCUGCUAUUCUUGCUGUUGGAAUUCCCCUAGAAAAAUGCUGUGCUAGUUUGAUGUUCAUGGCCAAAGAGGCCAGAAAGCACAAACUAGGGCCUUUGCACCCAGCUUACAAUCUGCUGCAGAUAGUGAAGGACUCUCUGCUGGGGAGCCUCCCUGAAGACGCCCAUGUUCGAGCCUCCGGGAAGCUCUGCGUGUCCCUGACCAGAGUGUCUGAUGGGAAGAACGUGCUAGUGUCGGAGUUCGACAGCAGAGAGGAGCUCAUUCAGGCCCUUGUAUGCAGCUGCUUUGUUCCUUUCUACUGUGGUGUUAUUCCACCCACCUACCGAGGAGUGCAUUAUGUGGACGGCGCCGUCAGUGACAACCUUCCUCGAUGCCACCUGAAAAACACAGUGACGUUUUCUGCGUACGCCGGCGAGAGCGACAUCUGCCCCCGAGCGAGCACGCUGAACUUCCACGAGGUGCGCUUCAACAACGUCAGCAUCCAGGUCAACUCAGAGAACAUGUACAGAGUGGCCAGCACCUUCUUCCCCCCAGAGCCUGAGGCAAUGUCUGAAAUCUGCCAGUACGGCUACAUCGAUGCUCUCCGCUUCCUGCAAGAGAACAAUCUGAUCAGCGGUGAGUGUCCACUGAGGAGUUUGGAGACGGACUCGCCCAGACCUGUUUGUUGCGAGCUGGCAGAGGAGCAGGCCAGAGCCGAAGAGUCCAAUAAGAACACGCAGCAGAAUGGACUGAAACCUCCUCAGAGAGAGCACUUCUGGCUGAAUCCACAGCUCAUAGAGAACCUCCCUGUUAACAUCAGAAAGGUGUUGUGUGAGGCCUGUAGAGAAUCGCAUACCGCCGACAGUCUGUUGUCCCACAUGGCCGAGUACCUGCCGAAGAAAGUGACUUCAUACCUGCAGUUCCCCCGUACUCUGCCUGUUGAGUCGGCCUACUCUCUAGCCCACAAGCUGGUGGAUUGGAUCCCAGAUGUGCCAAAGGACAUGAGCUGGCUCUAUGGCAUGGCUGAAGACAUUUACAGACAAGCUUGGAGGGACAAGGUGGAGGACCAUGACAGAGAAUCACCUCUGCGCAGAUGUGCUAGCGUGCCAUUAGGUCUGAACUUGUGCAAUAACAGAAAAAAAGAUGUAAACUCUCUCCCAAUGACCCCAGAAGCCAGUCCCACCUCCAGCCUCACCUACACCUGGAACACAAACAGUGAGGAGGACCACAUGCCGCUGACUCCGCCCCCAACACCCUCCUUGAGCCCCACCUAUUCCCCUGUGUUUGGAGAAGCCACCAUGGAGUCACCUCAAAGUGCAGGCUGGGGUUUGGGCAGAGCUGUAGGGUGGAUUCGAAACAUUGCAUUCGAGCAAACCUCAAACAACAAGGAAAAGGACGAUUCAUAGUCCUUUUCUGCAUUCCAGUCAAUAUUUUUAAUAUUGCACUGAAAGAAAAGAAAGUGAAAAUAUUUAAUAAAUGGAUGCAAACAU
Lates calcarifer (barramundi perch) is the source of this 1771-nucleotide messenger RNA. Its product is annotated as patatin-like phospholipase domain-containing protein 2. Lineage: Eukaryota; Metazoa; Chordata; Actinopteri; Centropomidae. Gene Ontology annotation, molecular function: triacylglycerol lipase activity. Bases 149 to 1687 code for a protein of 512 amino acids. Gene Ontology annotation, cellular component: cytoplasm; membrane; lipid droplet. The transcript is spliced from 9 exons. Gene Ontology annotation, biological process: triglyceride catabolic process; lipid homeostasis; positive regulation of triglyceride catabolic process. The record is from RefSeq and is a predicted model, not a curated record.